Molecule: messenger RNA, 1623 nt
Organism: Oikopleura dioica
Lineage: Eukaryota; Metazoa; Chordata; Appendicularia; Copelata; Oikopleuridae
Source: the annotation of a GenBank genome assembly
AUGAAGAUUGCAUCCGUCUUACUAGCAAAUCUCGCGUCAGCAAGCGAUGAUGGUAUUGAAGUUCAGACCAUUUUCACUCCGUCAGAGUGCACAAGAAAAGUCGAAAAAGGAGACUUUGUUCGCUACCAUUACAGUGGUUAUUUUGACGACGGAUCGUGGUUCGACGACUCUUUCUCUCGUGGCACCACCUACAACACUUAUGUCGGCUCUGGAUGGCUAAUUCCGGGAAUGGACAUGGCCCUCUACGGAAUGUGCAUCAAGGAGAGGCGACUUGUUCGCAUACCUCCUCAUUUAGCGUAUGGAGAUGAGGGGGUCUCCGGCAUUCCUGGAGGAAGCUAUAUUAACUUCUAUUACGAAUUACAGGACAUCAACAACCGAAAUGAUAAAGUCGAAAUCGAAGAUGUGGAGAAGGACGAAGAUUGCAAAUACGGCGCGGUGAAAGACGGUGACUUCGUGAGAUAUCAUUAUGUGGGCAUACUUCCGAACGGAAAAGAGUUUCAUUCCAGUCACGAUGAUGGGAUGACUUACAACACGUAUGUAGGAAAGGGAUGGCUGAUUAAGGGGAUGGACGAAGCACUUCUGGGAAUGUGCCCCAAUGGAAAACGAAAGGUUUCUAUUCCACCUCAUCUGGCUUACGGAGAACAAGGCGACAACAACAACAUUCCUGGGCACUCAACAAUCAAAUUCGAUGUUCAUCUGUUGGAUCGAUUUACACCUGACGACCGUCCACUGGUUACCACGACCUUCAUGCCUGAAAACUGUACAAGAAAAACUAUCACCGGCGAUUUUCUUAGGUAUCGCGGACGUGGCGAAACGAUGGAUGGGGAAAUUUUUUGGUCCACCAAAGGAGCAGAUACUUACAACACAUAUGUAGGCUAUGGAAAGGUAAUUCCUGGUAUGGACAUAGGCUUGGCUGAUAUGUGCGAAGGCGAAGAGCGUGAAAUAAUUAUUCCGCCGACUUGGGCAUAUGGGGAAAAAGGUUCGCCUUCUGGAGCAGUUCCACCUUCUGCAACCAUCAUUUUCCGCGUCAAAUUGAUCGACUUUCACAAUCCAAAAGACGAGGUCCAAAUAAUUCCUCAACAAGAUGAAACAAAAGAUUGCACUAAAGUAUCCGCUGAAGAUUUUAUCCGUGCCAGUUAUGGUGCAACGGAGGCCGAUGGGGCGAUUAUUGCGGAAACACAAGAAAUCUACACUAUUGUUCGAUCUGGAAUUUUGAUAAACGGAUUGUUCGAGGCAGUUCCAAAGCUUUGCGAAGGAGUGGACUACAAGCUCAUUAUUCCGCCACAUAUGGCAUAUGGCGAGUGGGGCAUCGAAGAUUACGUUGCUGGUAGCGUCGUCCUCCACGCUGACGUUACAAUACACGAAUCUUGGCCUCCAAUUGACGCUGCUAAAAUCGCGCUUUGUGAUGAAGAACCAAAGUUUGAAGACUGUUCUAAAGAAGGUACAAUGUCACAAGACGAGUUCGAGACCUGCCUUGAAAGAUGCGCGAGAAUUCAGGGUCAGCCCAUCAAAACACGUGAAUGGGCACUCAAUAAUCAGUUCAACAGAUUAGAUCGUGACGAAUCUGGUGCUUUGACGAGGGAGGAGUUCCAAUUCACUAUCAAAGAUCAUGAUGAGCUUUGA